UUCUUGAUUUGAUUCAAUAUUAAAAGCUAUCAAAUUUUAUUCUAGGCCACCACUUGAAAAAAAAAACCCUCAACAUUUCCAGACCAUAGUUUUCUCGAAUUUCAAUUUUAUGAAACUAUUGGAUAAAUGAAAAUGUUGAAAUAGUGUCCAUGGAUCGAAUCAGAGGAAGUUCACUCUUUCUAUUGUGAAAAUGAUGUCUGCAUCUUCAAAUUUACCUUUACUUUCUUCUCACUGGCUUCCAAGUGUCUUAAACAUGUGGUCUACAAAGUUUUUAUUGACAAGUCGUACUUUCUCACUCAAAAAUGCAAAAUAACACAACUACACAUUACUUGAGAAAGUGUGCUGUAUUUUAAAAAUGUGACUUUAAAAACAGAAGAAUGGGAAUUUGCUGUUGUAAAAAAAGACAGUCUGAUUCUGAUGAAGAAACAUUUAAUCGACCAAUGCCUAGGACAUCUGUGAAUUCAUUGUCUGCAUCAGAUCAUAAUCAUGCAGCAAAUCACCAAACUCAAUAUGAUCCAGUGCAGCAAACAUGGGAUGCCAUGGAGAAUAAACUAUCAUCUAACGUUGAUAAACUUAUAUUGCAGACACUUGCAGUUAUUAGAACUUUAGUCGAUAAUGACCUUGAACCACCACCAUCAAUGACGAAGCUUCAUUUCAUUGCUGAUAAGGAGAAGGGAUGGUUAACUGUUGUCAAUUCAAUGGCAAAUGUUAUACCAAUGAAUGAUCCUUUAGGACCAGCAGUCAUAACACUGUUGCUGGAUGAUUGUCCGUUGCCGACAAAAGAAUCCAUAGCGAAAUUAUCGAAAAUGUUUAAACUAUCAUCUGAAAUGGCUAUGCAAGGAAAGCUAGUUCCUACACGACAUAGAAAUAUUUGUGUUAUUCUUGGUUGCAUUGCUGAAAAGUUAGCAGGUCCUAGCAGUACGACUCUUUUGACACAAGAUACAAUGGAUUAUCUUUUUACAAAUUUUGAUCCUUCUAUAAAUACAUCUGUGAUCCUUUUCUCACUAAUUGCCUUAGAAAAGUUUGCACAAACUAGUGUUAAUAAAUCCACUAUCAAUCGUCAACUGGCAAUCAAACCUGAAAAUCCUUUAGAACGGCUAGAGAAAUUGAUUAAUAGUUCUAAUUUCAUGGAAAAACAAGUAGGAUUUUGUGCUCAGUGGUGCUUAGAUAAUUUAUUUGUGAAAGAAGGUAGACCAUUUACAUAUGAAAAUGUUGACAGAACAAAUUUAAAUGCUAUGCUCAAUAGUAAUGAUGUUAGUGAAUAUUUAAAGAUAUCUGCUGAUGGCUUGACAGCUCGUUGUGAUGCAUCAUCCUUUGAAAGUGUUAGAAGUACGUUUCAGGUUGACUCUGGUGUGUGGUACUAUGAAGUCACCAUAGUCACUUCCGGGGUUAUGCAAAUAGGGUGGGCUACCCGUAAUAGCAAGUUCCUGAAUCAUGAAGGAUACGGAAUUGGUGAUGAUGAGUAUUCCUUAGCAUAUGACGGCUGUCGACAGCUUAUCUGGUAUAAUGCAGCAAGCCAUUUUCAUAAACAUCCAUGCUGGAAGCCUGGAGAUAUUUUAGGAUCUUUAUUAGACUUAGAAAAUUAUUGCAUUAUAUUUUAUUUGAAUGGGCAGCCCUUGCCUCCUGAUACUCAACUAUUUCAAAGUGCUAGGUCAGGAUUCUUUGCAGCUGCUAGUUUCAUGUCAUUCCAACAAUGCGAGUUCAAUUUUGGACGAUCACCAUUCAAAUUCCCUCCAUCACGAACGAGCUUCCAGUGUUUUAAUAAUUGUGCCACAUUAUCUGAAGAAGAGAAAAUUAUACUGCCAAGACAUAUAAGGCUUGAAAAAUUAAGGCAAGCUAGUGUAAGAGAAGAUUCUUGCUCGCUUUGUUUUGAUGGUUCAGCCACUGUUAGAUUAGAUCCUUGUCAUCAUACCGGAUUUUGUACCCAGUGUGCCUUGCAGCUUGAAGUGUGUCCAAUGUGCCGAAGUAAAAUUGAUGAACGGGUGGAAAUAGGUUGA
Molecule: messenger RNA, 1997 nt
Organism: Uloborus diversus
Lineage: Eukaryota; Metazoa; Arthropoda; Arachnida; Araneae; Uloboridae
Product: RING finger and SPRY domain-containing protein 1-like
Exons: 15
Coding region: 378-1997 (539 amino acids)
Cellular component (GO): cytoplasm
Molecular function (GO): protein binding; ubiquitin-protein transferase activity
Source: RefSeq, a predicted model, not a curated record